UGGGGAUGGCGAAGGGAAAGGGAGUUUGGGUGUCUUGGCCCGGGAGCUCUUUCCUGCAGAACGCGAAGCGCAGGGUGCCCACAACCGCCAGGACCCGCUGCACCAUGCAGGGUGCCCACGAAGCGGGAGCGGGAGACAGCAGUCUGCCUGAAAGCCCCCGGGCUCGAGCCUCCCCUCUCAUGAGGACCUGAGGCCUCCUGCUUGGACUCCGAGGACAGACCACCGAAGCCGGCCAGGGUCCGUUCCCCGCUCUCCCCCAGGCGAUCCACCCUUCCCCCCGCAAGCUCCCACCGAGUAACCUCUGUCUCCGUGUCAGCCGUCCGGCCCCGGCCCCGGGCCUGACCCCAUGUGAGAGAUGGCCAACGCUGAAGUGAGCGUCCCCGUGGGCGACGUGGUCGUUGUGCCCACUGCCGGGAACGAGGGCGAAAACCCUGAGGACACCAAGACCCAAGUCAUCCUGCAGCUGCAGCCCGUGUCCCAAGGGAUUUACGGCGAAGGCACGGAGCCCGGGACAGCGGUCGUGGCCGUAGAGACCCACACGAUCCACAAAAUCGAGGGCGAGAUUGACGCCAGCUCCAUCGAGACCCACGAGGAGCUGGAGAUCGCUUACCCCAUCACCUGUGGAGAGAGCAAGGCCAUCCUCCUGUGGAAGAAGUUUGUAUGUCCCGGGAUCAACGUCAAGUGUGUCAAGUUCAAUGACCAACUGAUCAGCCCCAAGCACUUUGUCCACUUGGCGGGCAAAUCCACGCUAAAGGACUGGAAGAGAGCGAUCCGCCUAGGGGGGAUCAUGCUGAGGAAGAUGAUGGAUUCCGGUCAGAUUGACUUUUACCAGCAUGACAAGGUUUGCACCAACACCUGCCGAAGCACCAAGUUUGACCUUCUGAUCAGCAGUGCCAGAGCUCCGGUGCCCGGGCAGCAGGCCAGCGUGGGGCCAGGGCCCCCCACGGCCGAUGGGAGCAUCACCCAGAUCGCCAUCUCCGAGGAGAGCAUGGAGGAGGCGGGGCUAGAGUGGAACUCGGCCCUCACAGCCGCCGUCACCAUGGCCACCGAGGACGGCGGCAAACGAGACCCCGAGGAGAUUUCAGAGGACACCCUAAUGUUCUGGAAGGGUAUAGCGGAUGUGGGGCUGAUGGAGGAAGUCGUCUGCAACAUCCAAAAGGAGAUCGAGGAGCUGCUGCGGGGGGUCCAGCAGAGGCUCAUCCAGUCUCCCUUCCAGGUUACAGACGCCGCCAUGCUCAACAAUGUGGCCCACACCUUCGGCCUGAUGGACUCCAUCAAGAAAGUGGUGGAUGAGCGGAAAAGCCAGAUGGAGCAAGGAGAAGAGCAGUUGCUGUACACCCUCACUGAGCUGGAGAACCAGCUGGAGGAGCAGAAGAAGCAGGUCCAAGAGCAGAGGCUGAAGCCGCAGGCGGUCCAGAACGUGGUGCUCAUGCCCGUCAGCACGCCCAAAGCCCCCAAGAGACCCCGCCUCCAGCGCCCGGCCUCCACCACGGUGCUCAGCGCGUCACCGCCCGUCCAGCAGCCGCAGUUCACGGUCAUCUCGCCCAUCGCCAUCGCCCCCGUGGCGCAGUCCUUCUCCGUGGGCAACAUGCCCGUGGCCACGCUGAGCCAGGGCUCCAGCCCCGUGACUGUCCACACCCUGCCCUCCGGCUCCCAGCUCUUCCGCUACGCCACCAUGGUCUCGGCCACCAAGGCCGGCUCGUCCGACGCGCUGACCAUCCACCCCUCGUCCAGCCUGGCGCUGCUCAGCUCGGCCGCCAUGCAGGACGGCGGGGCGCUGGGCAGCGUGGCCGCGGUGGUGAACCCCGUGGAGCUGGUGGCCAUGGAGUCGGGCCUGACCUCGGCCAUCCAGGCGGUGGAGGGCACCAUGGAGGACGGGCAGACCAUCAUCGAGAUCGACCCGGCGCCCGACCCGGAGGCCGAGGGGACACAGGGCAAGGCCCUCAUCCUGGAGACCGAGCUGAGGACUGAGGAGAAGGUGGUGGCCGAGGUGGACGAGCACCAGCACCAGGUCCACAACGUGGAGAUUGUGGUCUUGGAGGACUAGCCGCCAGCGGGGGGGCCGGGCUGCGGUGCCCCUCCGGUCGGUCGUCUGCCCGGGUGCUACUGUCCCGGGCCCACGAGGAGCCUCUUCUUUUGUUCUUUUUAUUAAAACAAAUUGGAAUGGAGUCUGGAGUGGGACUGGACCUGCAGGACCCCCGUGCUGGGCAGGUGGAUCCUGCCCCCUUUGCAGGGGAUGACAGACAGAUGGUCCCGCCCCCCCGGGGCCCCUGCCCAGGACUCCCUGCAACGGAGCAUCUUUGUCGGGGUCCCCCGAGGAGAGCAGUCCCGCCCGCAUCCUUCGGCGCUGCGGGAUAUUGGAAUUUCCUUUCCUCUUCCAAGGCGGAGACGGGCCGCCCCGACGACGGGAGCUUCGUCCGGCCCUGCCCGCCCGCCUCCCCGAGCCGCCUGCCCAUCGCUUCCUGGCCGGGUCGGGGAGCGACGCACCCGGCGGCUCACUCCCCGUGGACGCUUGGGGCCCGGCCCCUGCCACGGGCCCCUCCUGAGGGCAGACUGGCUCCCGGCCUGGGUCCGUCCCUCCUCCCCGCUGCCCCGGGGUCGGGAUUGACAGGCGCGUGCCGGCCCCGGGCUCGGGCCACAAAGGACUGGACUUUAAUGCCCUUGUUGCAUUGUUGGAGGGCGUGGGGGAGGGCGAGGGUGGGGAGGGGGCAGCUUGACCGGCGUGAUACAAGUUUUAAAAAGCACACACUCUGGACCGGGCGGGCGGACUUCUUUUUUAAUUAAAGAGGGAACUUGUCCUGCA
Molecule: messenger RNA, 2803 nt
Organism: Ornithorhynchus anatinus (platypus)
Lineage: Eukaryota; Metazoa; Chordata; Mammalia; Monotremata; Ornithorhynchidae
Gene: GMEB1
Product: glucocorticoid modulatory element binding protein 1
Exons: 10
Coding region: 356-2047 (563 amino acids)
Biological process (GO): positive regulation of transcription by RNA polymerase II
Cellular component (GO): nucleus
Molecular function (GO): DNA-binding transcription activator activity, RNA polymerase II-specific; RNA polymerase II cis-regulatory region sequence-specific DNA binding
Source: RefSeq, a predicted model, not a curated record